AUGGUGCUGCUGCUGCUGCAGAUCCCCCGGCGUUGUUAUCUCUGCGCGCCAGCCGCUCUGAGCCGCCCCCUCCAGCUUUGAGCGCGGAAGCUCCUCUUCUCUCCCCCCCCCCCCCGCCGCGCUGCCCGCUGGAUCCGGGCCUAAGAGUAGAGCGGCGCCGCACAAGGGCCCCCCCGGCCCAUCCCCCUGCCUGGCCUCGCCCGGCGCGGCUUGGGGAGGGGGCGUCCCGUCGGGUCUUCCUUGCCUCUGGCCGCCGGUGAGCCCGUUCAGUCCUAGCCAAGUCCGCCCGGGCGCUCCAGCCUUAAAGACGCACAGGCAGGGCCAUCAAUUGGGCACCCGGGUAGGAGGAGCCAGCGCGGAAGUGUUAGCAAAGUUUCAGAGGGGGGAGCGAGUGGGGGGGACGCGGGGAGGGGAGGGGGUCCCCGCUUCUCCGGCCGCCUCGCAGAAGCGGCCACCGCCCGGCGGCUCUGCCUUUGCUCGCAGGCCUGCCUGGGGGCUCCCUCGGCUCCACCGCUGAGCUGGCGGCCCCGAUCCCGGGAGCAAAGAGGCGUCGCGGGAGCGGCUAGGCCUGUGCCAGGGCCCUGACCCGACAGCUUCUCCGGCUCCCCAAGCCGAGGACAGCUUGGGCUGGGAAGCAGCGCCUUCUGGGCUGGCCCCUUCUCGGCUUAUCACGCUGGGCCUCGCCUCUCCAGCUCCCGGUAUGUGUGCUCCGCGGUGGUCCCCGCUCCUUCCAGACCCUUCCACCGCCCCCUGCUAAACUGGCUGUAGAUACAAGAAGGGCAGCUGGGGUGGGCGAUAGAGGACCCUGCCUCCCCCUUCGGGGCUCAUCUCUGGCAAUUGUCUUAAGCUGCCGCAAAUGUCUCUGCUCAAGGAGCCCCCCGAGUUUUGGCAUUGUCUCUUCGCCCCCCCCCCCGCCUCUCUCCAGGAGCUUUAUGGAGCCGCCUGGAUCGGGUCUGCUUUGGAGGAGGGAGCCUUCCUUGACCAGCAUGUGGGGCGCCCUUUGCGGCCUUCCCCUCUGGAGAGAUAGUCACCCUCCCUUGAGUGCAGUUCCUAAUCGCCAGUCGCCCUUCUGUGGCAAGGAUUCUUCCGAGCAGGAGAAGCGCCGGGUUCUUCCGGGGCCCUCCGGCUGCUUCUCCUUCGGGCGGCGGCGACCCUCCAGCUAAAUGCCCCUCGGGGGUUUGUGGCAGCCUCGCUUAUUGUUCUCGGGACUCUGGUUUUACCUCGCCGCGCAAUUACGCACAAUUGCAGCGCCUUCACCAGCUUGGCGGCCCCGAAAUAGCCCCGCGGGGACUUCGGGGAGAGGUUUCUCUUCCUCCGGAGCCGACAGAGCCACGGAGGGGUUUUCCUCCGCUUGGUGGAAGGGAAAGGAAGGAAGAGAAAGGCAGGCUUCGCACCCCGCGAGAGCCGCUCCACGCUCUCCUUCGCGGACGCACGGAAUUUUGUUGCUGCUGCCGCUGUUGAAGAUGUGCUUUGUUAUUAUCACUAUGACUAUUGUUACUGUUGUUACUAUUGGUAGUAGUACUAUCAGUAGUACUCUUCGUAGUAGUACUAUUAUUCGUGCUAUUACUGCUAUUAUUAUCUUGGGCACCCUCAGGUUUCCCUCUCCCUCAGCGCCGGCUCCGGCUUGUUCAGCGGGCGUCCUUGACGUGCGUGGCCCGUAGGAUCCGAGACGCUGCCCCGAGGAGCCGCUGCCUCCGCUCCAGGUUUGCCCCUCGCGUCUCCCUGUGUGCCCUCCGGGCCCUCCUUCCCCACCCAUCGAGGCCACCUUAGGGUCUUCUUCCCCCUUUCCGGCCCUCCACCCUCCGGUUCUUCCCCUGCGCUCUUGCGAGCGAGCCGACUCGCUGCCCCGCCGGAGGUGCAGGGCGGCUUCGGCGGCGUCCCAGGGUCUCUGGUGGAUCGGGCCCUCCGGCUGCUUGCCUCGCCGCCUGCGGCCCAGCUGGGCGCUCCGCUAGGCCCCUUCGCCACCCCCGCCGCUAAUGCAAGGCAGACGUGCAACAUCCCCGUAAAGGGAGCCAUAAAAAGCGGCUCCCCCCCCCAAGCGCUGUAAAGAGCAUUUCAAAGCCCCCCGCGGGCCGCCUGCUGGGGAGGGGAGUCUGUAGACAGGCUGGGCGGCCCCGACCUCCCCCCGACGGCUAGCCCGGCCUCUCCGGAGAGAGGGGCCUCCAUGGGGUUCCCCACUCCCCUCCAGGAUGCACCCCGACUAUUCUAACCCCCCCUCGACUGCCUGGAGUUUUAUAGCCUCCCCAGUUCUAAAUGGCCCAUAAAAGCGCCGCGUCUGGGAGUGAUUAAGGCCCGCAGCGCGGGGCUUUGGGCAGGUUUUGAGUUUCACUGCCCGGACCGGCCGUAAAAGCCUCAUACAAAUAGCUCCAUGAUCCCGCACGCUUGUAAACCCCCCCUCCUUCCCUCCCUCCCAGCCUGUCCCCCUCCACAGCCAGCUGCUGAGAGGCCAGGCCUGUCCUGUCCAAACCUCGGGUCCGCCUGCGCGCAAAGGGCUCCCGGUGGACGCGCACCGAGGGCCCCCUGUAGCCGGUCGGACUCGGCCGGAAGAAGGCACAAGACCCCCGGGAAAGCCCACGGCGCAAGCAGCAGAAAAAGAGGGAAUGGGGGCGGUAUCUCUGAAGGUUACGGGGUGGGGGAGGGCAGGAAAAUCCCUUCCCUCCCAUCUACACCCCAAAUGUAGGCGCACAAUUAUAUAAUUGGAGAGUUGGAAGGGACCUCCGUGGGCCAUCUAGUCUAACCCCUUGCAAUCCAGGAAGCGCAACUAAAGAAUCCUGGACAGAUGGCCACCCAACCUCUGCCCGGAGGACUUCGCCAAUGGGCGGAAGAGAAACGGAACAUGGACAUCAAUAUAUCCCAGAGCCAUCUCACACCUCCGGAGGAAGCGCGAAAGGCCCGGGAGAAGCCGGCAGCGCUAGCCACGGCCGUCCGCAUUCCGCUCGCCUUCCGCACCCUCCCUGCGACCGACUUCCACCACCUUCUUCGCCCCAAGCCAAUCCAUAGCAUCUUCUUCGGUGUGGGCGCGCGAUAUCUGGGAAAGUCCUAAGAGAGUCGUUCGUCCUACAAGCCGUAGCCUCUGCCCACACCCAAGGCCAGAAGAGGCCGGAUGAAAGACGAGGGAAAGGGCGGGUGCGUUCACACGAGACACGGCAAAGCACUUGUGGGGGGCCUCUCUGGCUGUGGGAACGUGGCCAGCUGCCCCCGGGCAUCUCUGAGCCAUCAGCCCCGUUGCCUGCUCCUCCAAUCACCCUGAAAGGCCUGUUAGCCAGAAACCCCGCAAGAUUCAGAAGUCGCCUUUUGUUUCCCACUCCCUUCACAACAUUCAUGAGGAUAAAAGUGGCUCUGGGUUUGUAACAGGAAGGUAUAACCUCCGCGGGGCAGAAUGCUUAUUCGCAUGAUAAUCGCCGCCCCGCAAGAACACCAUCUAGACGUUCAGCUUACAGGCCUGGGGCCCGAGGGUCUCUGAGCCUCCCUCCUCGCCGGCGGAGGCACUGAAGGCCCAGCCUCCUCGCGUGUCGGGCGGCGGAGCUGCGGGCCUGACCUGUGAACGAGGUUCCGACGCCCUGUUUCCCAGUCCCGCGGUCUCCGCUGCCCGACCCGCAUCCUGACGGCCGGGUGGAACAGCAGGUGUGAGGCGCAGGCAGCGUCCUGCCCUGCCCAGGCCGGAGAAAGGCGCUGGCGGCCGGGUCGUGGCUGCUCAGGGCCAGCCCAGGAGAGCCCCAAGCAGGGUCUGCUCCUUCCCGGAGCCGCCUUCCACCCCUCUAUCGUCUCCUGGUCCCUUAUGUAAUCUUUUGCUUGUUUUAGGUUAACACAGAACAAAGGAAACCUAUAGAAGAUAAAUAUUUGGAAAGUUAGAAGGAAUCUGUCAGGUAAGGGGAUGCGGUAUGCUCUUUCUAGAGCUGUAAGGGUUCGGAAAACCUUUUUUUUAAUUAAAGAAAUAAAAUUGUCAGCUGAAACCCGAAUACAUCCCCCUCUGUUUUCCCGAUUGCAUUUUCUUCUCGGCCCAGCCUGCAAAGGGGAAUCGGCCCCGAUCCUGCCCGGGCUGUCGGAGCGCCUAGAUGGUCUGUGGCUGAGGUUCCGCUCCUUUUGCCUGAACCCAGUCAGUCUCCUACUCCCCAUUUCCCCCCAAGAAACCUGGAGACGGGCUCCAGGCUUGGCCAGGCCCCAAACCACCCUUCGGCGUCAUUUCACGUCGGAGAACAGUCUCUCGGAGAUCACUGAGGCAGCGUCAAGGAAAGCCCGCCGGCGGAGAGGUUCCUCUUUGUAACCGUCGCGCGCAAAGCCACGCACCCCCAAAACCCCAGAAUGAAAGCAGGAGCUCCCCGCGUAGAAUCACCUCGGUAUUGGGGGGUGCAAUGCAGUGUGGUGGGGGGCUCCUCUGCCCACAGAUCCCCCCCCCCAUGGUUCGGAUCAGGCCCAGCACUUACAGCAGGUGAGGAAGCUCCUCCCGCGGAUCCCAAGGCUUCCACCCCGAAUAAAUUCGCUUCUUGCGUUAGAGCCCCCCCUCUAUAGUCCCCCCCCGCCCUGUUAAAAGUUUUGGCCCAUCCCGGAGCCGAAGUGGUUAAGCGCAGCUGUCACUCAGCGCCCGGCGGGCUGCGCGCCCCUCCGCUCGGGGGCCUUUAAUCCCCGCUCGCCGUGAUAGAUGGGCCGUUUACACGAGCGAUUAGGAGCGGAUGGAGCCCGCCAUGGCCACAGCCGCGCGGGCGGGGGGGGCGGCGGAUCGGGAGAGCGCUCCGCCAGAUGGUGACUUUCAUGUCGGGACAAUCCCCAGCGCGUCGCCUCAUCUGCUUUUGCUGAGGGAGGGGAGCCUGAAAAAUGGAAAUUGGGAGGGUGGGGAUGAAAAUCAUUAGGAUCGGAACAGGGGAGGGGGCUAACUUUGGUGUGAAAGCACCGCAAGAGUAAGCGGGAGGACGGGGCAUUGUCUCCCGGGCGGGGCGCUCCAGAUUCCGGCCUCCGUCCAUUCCGGAGUCGAUCCCAAAGGAACUCGCCUUCCUUUCCCAACCGGCGAAACUCCCUUAUGGUUCUGGACAAUAGGGGCGGGAGGCGCCUAUGGAAAGAGAGGACCCCCCCCAUCUCUCACGCCAGGGGAGCCUCCCUCGCCGCCCCUCGCGGGUUCCUUCUAUGCGGGUCUGCCUCACCGGCUCCGCUUUGCUCCGGGAUUUCAGCGAAGCCGCGCGGGAGUCUGGCAAGCGCCGCCGGCCGCGCUUUCUCCCUUUCGUCCUUUCUUACUUGCUUUCCCUUUCCAUAGUUCACCCCUCUCUCAAGACCUGCGCUAAGCGGCAGGAGUGAAAACGCGCCGGGCCUUCCCUCGCCUGCUCCUUCCUCCUGCCUUCCGAGAGUCCCCUGAGCGAGACCGGCGGCAGGUGGAAGGCGCAUCUUUCCUGGGCGCCAAAGGCUCCGAUCCCAAGACUUCUCCGAGCGGGUAGGUGACGGUCAAAAUACCGGCAAAAUGCAUCUUCAGCCAGAAGCGCACUGGAUGCAGAAGAACCAGCAAAGCCCCAUCAAGCGGCUAACACAACGCGGAAGGCGAGGCGGCUCCUGGCGUAGAGAUGCGCUGCAUCAGUUCUGAAAGGCAAACGCUAUUUUCAUUUGCAUCUGUUGCCGCAGAAGUAGCUUUCUGGAGAUCCCGAUGCGGAGCGAGGAGAGUGGAAGGCCGCUGACCCGAAACUGGGGAAGAGAGGCGCUCCAUCUGGCGAGGAAGGGAGGUGCGAAAGUCCCGCGGGCUGCGGAGUUUUGACGCGGAGCCAGGAAGGAGGGAGCCCGCCGCCGGGGCUACAGAUCCGCCGUGGCCUCAGGAGACCGCGCAGGAGCACCCCCGCUGCCUCCUGUCCUCUCUGAAGGUGGAGGGGGCAGGGAAAAGCAGGCGCACCCCAAGAUCUAGUCCAAGGUAAAGCCACCCAAAGCGCAAAGUCUCCAAGUCGCCCUCGCUCCCGCUUCCCCUCGCCAGCCGUGCGCCACUUUACAGUUGCCGAAAAGACGUGCGGACGUUUGCAACGAAAUGCGAGAGAGAUAAAGGCGGCGUUCCCGGGCUGGCUGCUUGCUCAGGGCCUGCAGUCGCCGGCUCCCUCCCGCCCACCUCCCCGGCUGCAGUCGGACAUGCCUGGCCAUUCUGACCCUCUCGCCGUUUCCGCAGGGCGGCGAAUGUCGGGGCGCAGCGGGGCCUUUCUCGUCUGGGCGCCGCGACCAAAUCCAUCCCCUCCUUUGGCGGUUUACGCGCAAGCUGAUCUCCCGGAUUCCACUCAGGGGUUCGCCUCUCUGCUUUAGCGCCUUAGUUUUCGUUUGUCUGUUUUUAACGCUGCUGAUUUUAAAAUGUUGGCGCCUGGAGCGUCUUGGUUGACAAGGCGGACUAAGAGAGUUUUUAUCCGCGAGCGAAACCAGAGGCCUGGAAGGGCUGCCUGGCGCACGUCGGAUAAAUCAUUUCUCCGACGGCGCGCGUCUGUUUGCUGCAAUGGGGCCUUGGAGGCUGGCGAGGGGCCCUUGCCCAGUGAGUCGAGGCCUGUUUGCCGGUGGCCCCGAUCCCUUCUGUCCCUGGUUCCACAGAGCUCCUCUUAGCCGUCUUAUCUCCCUCCUUAGCACUGACAAUCCGUCCGUCGCCGCCUCCCAGUCCAGCGCCCGAACCUCCCUCGGCGCCUCUGCGGGAGGAGAGCUGUGGACGCGGGUGGCGCGCAGGAUUUGACUCGGGACUCCUCAGGGAACAGCCCAGGGGAGGCGCUCUGGGAAAGGCAGGCCCAGGAAAGAUUUCUAAGCCACAGCGAAAGUCCAGCUCGCCCGGGGUUGCCUCUUUGAUAGCCCUACAGCAAAGGAAACGGGUUUGUUUGUUUGUUUGUUUAAAAUUAUACUCUGCUUGAUUGUAAAAAGCCUCAAAAUGGUUUAUAAAAAGAACGAAAUAUAAAAUUAUCGAUAAAAACAGUUAUAAGCAACAUUCGAAAAAUUAAAACCACCCAUAAACUAAAAUCAGAAGAAAACAAACACCAACAUUUUACCUGAGUAGGUUUGUCUAAGCAAGGGUGCGUUUAGCAGGCGCAGAAAAGAGCGCAGGGAAGGAGCCCACCUGCUGUCAAUCGGCAGGGAGUUCCAGAGGACAGGCGCUGCCACACUAAGAGAUCGACUUCUUACGAGUGAGGAACGGGCGUCGUCUGGCACCCAUCACAGGGCCAGAUCCACAGUUCUCCCAGACUAUUGUUGUUAUUAUUUUAUUUAUGUACUUACUACAUUUAUAUACACCUCUAAAUUCCAAGGAGCUCAGGGUGGUUCCAUGGUUCUUUUCCUCACGACAACCCUGUGAGGGGGAUUAGGCGAAGCGAUGGUGACUGACUCCAAAGUCUCUCUAGCCAUUAUGCCACACGGGCUCUCAGCUGUGGUCCAAAUAGCUCAGUGUUGCCCACCUCCCUCUGUUUUCUCCUUACAACAACCCUGUGAGGGAGAUUAGGCUAAGAAACAGUGACUGUUUCUUGGUCACCCAGAGCUUCGUGGCUGCUUUUGAGCUGCGAUUCCUCCGGUCUUAGCCCAGCGCUCUGACCAGGAAGUCUCGCUGAGACAAAGGACCUCAGUCGACAGACAAGCCACUUUCCUCCAAAGCGUCCGCGCCUCCCUCCGGCUUCUGUCUCGCCGCUACAGCUGAGGCCACAACACAGCGGGGAGUUUUUAAGGCCCCACCCGAUGCGUCUGAAGCACACAAAACCUCCGUUGCAGGGGGUUGGACUAGAUGACCGUUUGGGACCCUUCCAACUCUACAAUCCCGCGAUUGCAUGAAAGCCUGAUGCCAUAAUGAAGACCCGGCCCCCCCCAUUUUUUUUCUGCAGCAGACUAAGGCGGGGCGCAACCUCUGGAAGAAAGAGGCGUCUUCGCUGCCCUGGCUCAGCCUGUGAGGGAGCGUUAUACAGGGACUCGGGGCGUGUUCGCAGGGACACUUCAACCUGCAAGUAGAGACAAAUGCUCCUCCUGCCCUCCCUGGUUCCUCCCCGCUCCAUGCCUCGUACAGACACUGCCCCCCCCCCCCGCCGCCCUGCACACCGUCUCGCAUAAUGCCCUGUGACACGCACCAGGAAAUUGCUGCAGAGGGGGAUCCUUGCAGGCCCCCAGCUCAUUCUCAGCAGGUCUUGCGUCUCUCCCCCCGCCCCGCUCUCCUCCAGCAUCUUCCUCCCCCCCCCCCCGCCCCCACUCCCAGCUUAUCUGGGGCGUUGACAGGGAAAUUGAGUUAAGUGAUGGAGAAGAAUGUGCUCGUGGGGCGAGCAGCUCCCUCCCAGGCCUUUAGAUGCGCGUGUUUCUGCGCGCGCGUGCGCGUGUGCUAAUCUCAGUUGUCAAGAGCGCGAGGACUAGCUGGGCUCCGCAGCUACUUAAGUGAACGGAGGAGCGCCUUGCGAAGACCAAGACGCCGAGGAGGGGCCCCUGGAUCAGGCCGUUUUUAAACGAUGGCUCUUGAUUUAAUUGUAUAUAAGCGAUAUUAUUUGUAGCCUUAGUUUUAGGCUAAGUGUGGAUGCCACGUUGGAGCUGGAAGGCGGGCAAGGUGUAAACGGGAGCGGGUGGCGCUGGGCUUGCUGGUCAGAAGGUCAGCAGUUCUAAUCCGCGCGAGGAGGUGAGCUCCCGUUGCUCCGUCCCAGCUUCUGCCAACCUAGCAGUUCGAAAGCACACUAGUGCAAGUAGAUAAAUAGGUACCACUGCAGCGGGAAGGUAAACAGCAUUUCUGGGCAAUUUGGUUACAUCACGGUGUCCUGUUGCGCCAAAAGCGGUUUAGUCCUGCUGGCCACAUGACCCGGAAAGCUGUCUGUGGACAAACGCCGGCUCCCUCGGCCUGAAAAGCGAGAUAAAGGCCACACCCCAUAGUUGCCUUCGACUGGACUUAACCAUCCAGGGGUCCUUUACUUUUUUUACCUAAAUGGUUAAACAAGCAAACUUGUGCCGGGGAUUGUGGUGGGGUGUGUGGAAGGGGAUAGCCUGAGAAAGUGGUGGAAGGGGUGGGAUUGGGGCCAGGAGCAGGAGAGGCUAGGUGCCUUCAAGCUGGGGUGGAGCUGGAGGGGCUUCAUGAAGUUGGCCUAGAGGCCUCACCUUCUGUGGGGUGUGAAACACAGAGCAGUCAAAUACAACAUUCCUAGAGUGGACAUAAAAAGGGGAUGUCUGGACCAGCCAGUCAGAACUUCCGGUUUCCUCCUGGGCUGGGACAAACUUCCUCUACAUGUGACCAGAGGUGGGUGUGACCUCACCUGUGCAGGUAACAAAAUAGCACAGGGGAGGCAGCCAUCUCUCUCUCUGACUCCAUUCCUUGAAAUAGCAACAUCUCCUUAGCCUGAGAUGCUCAGCCAAGAAAGGACAAAGAAACUACGGUAUCUCCUUAUGGGAUAGAUUCCACGUGUAUAUAUUUUGUAACCUAAGUCUGCCUUCUGGGAUCCUUCUGUGAACAGAAUGUGAGUAAACUAAUUUAUAUACUUUUAUACAAGACUGUGUCGUGUCUAUUCUUUUUAAGUGGGAAUAAAAGGGGAAUUACCAGGAAACUUAUUUUAGAGGCUUAUGCAAGCCUGGCAAAGACCUAUCCACUGUGUAAGUUUAAAAGGGGAAUGUUACUCUGCUAAGUUGUAGAACUUGUUAACACAAGUUGGGAAGGAUAUAAUUAAACAAUAUAUCCUCUCCUGCCUCCCUGAACAUUCCCACACCUUCACCCCCUCCAGAAAAAGGGUCUCUGCCACCACCGUGACUUCACUGCCACAGGCCCACCCACUCAGGGGCUCCCAGGAGGGCGAGAAUGGUGCUAGCUGUUAUUCGGCCUCGGUCCAGUAUACCUGAAGGAGCGUCUCCACCCCCAUCGUUCUGCCCGGACGCUGAGGUCCAGCUCCAAGGGCCUUCUGGCGGUUCCCUCGCUGCAAGAAGCCAAGUUACAGGGAACCAGGCAGAGGGCCUUCUCGGUAGUGGCACCCGCCCUGUGGAACACCCUUCCAGCAGAUGUCAAAAAGAUAAAUACCUACCUGACAUUUAGAAGACAUCUGAAGGCAGCCCUGUUCAGGGAAGUUUUUAACAUGUGACAUUUUAAUGUAUUUUUAAUCUUUGUUGGAAGCCGCCCAGAGUGGCUGGGGAAACCCAGACAGAUGGGCGGGGUACAAAUAAAUUAUGAUGAUGAUGAUGAUGAUUCCUGCAUUGCAUGGACGACCCUUUGGGUGCCUUCCAACUUUACAAUUCUAUGAUGGCUCUUCACUGGAAAGCUAUCAUCAUUUGCAGGUGGUUUUCCAUAGCAUGAUAUGUGAUCUUGGAUGCAUGCCUUGAGCAUGUGCAGAGUGGUUUUGCCUCACCACUCAGGAGUGCCAGCCUCACACUCACCCAGCGUCUGGGAUUUGGGGACAAGGAUUCCAGGCCAAGAGCGUGUGGCCCCCUCUCCCUCUCAAGUGACUGCAAGCAGGGGCGGGGGGGGGGGCGCCCCUGGAAGCCAUCCUAGCAAGUCUAAGGCAGCGGGCACUGGCCUGCAGAUUCUCUGGCCACCAGGAGCCCUGGGCCUCAGGGGCAAGUCAGCCGAGGCUGGCAGAGGCAGGUGGGCCCUCACAGCUGCCCACGCCCCUCCUCCUGCUGUGAUUGAUGGGACAGAUGCAAGCAACCCUGGGACUCCAUCCAGCUGCUGUGAGCAUGAUGCUAGAACUCCUGUCUACCUCCCUCCCCCCCUUUGAUUUGACAGCUAUGGAAAGGGGCUCUAAAGCCCCAGCACAUCUGGCUGGUGUGGCCCAGCCGCCUCCUGCAUGGUCUCCCUGGCACAGAGUCCUGGCACACCCUGAGCAGCCCGGUGGCCACCAACAGACAUGCCUGGGCUUGUGCUGCGCCCCCAUGUGCUCACAUGCUCCUGCCAGCAUCCCUUUGACCUUUUGGCGUACAUGAUGUCGAUGCCUUAUGAUCUCUCUUGGACUUGGCAAUGGGAGCACUUGGCAGUGUGGCAGUGUGGCAGGAAAGGGGCAAGAGGAUAUGUGCCCACACUAAUUCCUGGGUGAUCCCCCAGACAAGGUUAAACACACAUGGUGUGAAACACACAUGUGUGUUUGUGUGUGUGUGUGUGUGUGAGAGAGAGAGAGAGAGAGAGAGAGAGACAGACAGACAGACAGACAGACAGACAGACAGACAGACAGACAGGGAUUGAUUCAGAUUGAAUGGGAAGGUGGUUGGUGUGCCUGAAAGAUGUAAAAACGUUAUCUGGGUCAGGAAGGAGCUUGUGUGAAGCCAAGCAGGAAGGAAGUUGCGAUUUCAUGGAAUGGUAGAACUGUAGAGUCAGAAGGGACCCUGAAGGCCAACUCCUGCAAUGGAGGAAACACAACAAACAAAACCCAUUUUUUUGGGGGGGGGGUUUGCCCUGCAAAGCCAAAAAGCAAAAGGACUCCUCUCCAAGAAUGCAUGCAAUGGGCUCAUUUUAGAUGGAUUAGGCCCCCUUUCAACUUAUCAGGGGUCCAGCCCAACAGGACAAAUGUUAAGGAUGGUAGGAGAGGAUAUAUUGUUUUGAUAUUAUCCCUCCUCACUAACUUAGAAUCCUUUAAUUAAGCAAUCCAGUCUGGCUUGUUCCUGGUAAAUUCCCCUUUAUUCCUCUCUUAAACUAAUAAUAACACAGCACAAUCUUCUUUAAAAGUAAGAAUAAAGUUUUACUCACAUUCAGUUCACAGCAGGAAUCUGAAGGCAGGCUUCAUCUUGCGGUUACAGUGAAAAGAAGUCUGAGCUACAUCUCAGACUUUCUGCUUGUGGGCUCCAUCCUGUGUGAGGGUUGAGCCAUGCGCUGGCUAAGAGCCAGGAAAGCAAGAGGCCAAGAGAGAGAUGGUUGCAUGGCCAGCCCUUUUACCUGGUCAGCUAGGGUCAUGCCCAUCUACCUGGUCACACACGGGGUGGGGGGGUGGGGUGGGGAGAUCCAGAGCAGGUAUGACAGGAAGUUCUCCCUGCCUGGAGCCACAUUCCCCUGGCUGUUCAUUCCAGGCAACAGGAAAAGGUUGUACUUGACUGUUCUACAUUCCACAACAACCACCUGGAGGUGUAAUUUGAGACAGGGUUGAGCUGCGCUCAACAAUGCAGGCACACCUGAACAUGCAAUGUAAUCAUCAAGGGUGCCUCUGGGUACAUGCAGAGUUCCUCUGUCUUGUGGCUUAGCUUCACGUUGCUGGUCACAAGACAAAGGCACUCCAGUCAGAGGUCUUGACCCUGGCACCUCUCCUUUUGGAGAAGAGUAAAAAUAAAGAGACCCCUGACCAUUAGGUCCAGUCGCGGACGACUCUGGGGCUGCGGCGCUCAUCUCGCUUUAUGGCCGAGGGAGCCGGCGUACAGCUUCCGGGUCAUGUGGCCAGCAUGACUAAGCCGCUUCUGGCGAACCAGAGCAGCGCACGGAAACAUCAUUUACCUUCCCGCCGGAGCGGUAACUAUCUAUCUGCUUGCACUUUGACGUGCUUUCGAACUGCUAGGUUGGCAGGAGCUGGGACCGAGAAACGGGAGCUCACCCUGUUGUGGGGAUUCGAACCGCCGACCUUCUGAUCGGCAAGUCCUAGGCUCUGUAGUGAUAAAUGAAUGGGUACCACACAACCCUUCUGUCUCAGGGCACCACAAUGUCCCAGCUAGUUACUGAAGGAUGCUGAGGUUUGGCCGGGCCAUAACCAGAAAAUACUCAGUAAUUUCCUAUCCUAUCAACAAAUAAAUAAUAAAAUCCCAAUGUUGUGUGUCUGUGUGCUUGUGUUUGGCUGUGCAUGUUAAAGACAGUUUGCCUUGGAGCACGCAUGUUCAUGUGAAUUGCCAUGUGUGUGUGUGUGUGUGAGAGAGAGAGAGAGAGAGAGAGCGCGCGAUCCAUUUCAUUUCUUCCAUUUUUCUCCUGCUCUGUCUUCCACCAGCUGGCUCCCAAAGAGAUUUCCCAUAAUGAAAUAAUCAAAUUCAAAUACAACAAAAGCACAUGGCUUGUGUGUCAGUGCAACACCCACGGGGCACGCAGUGUUGAUUAGGUGGGUAUACUCGCUUGCGCCUGGGCGGAGCUGUUCCCGGGACGCGCUGCUGAUUGCCUCCUUGAUGAGCGCGGAGGUGUUUUGCAUUUAUCUUUCUCUGUAUCUUUAUGGUGGUGGCCGGAGGACCCUGGUUUGACCCCUCUAUUAUAUAGCUUAUGAGAUCAGUUUGGGGGGGAAUGGGGAAGGGACCCCCCCCCGCCUGAAGUAGCCCUGCAGAGUCACUGGCCAGGCAGAGGAGAGGACGAUGCAGCUUGGACAGAGAAAUUGUUGUUUAGUCCUUUAGUGGUGUCCGCCUCUGGACCAGAGCACGCCAGGCCCUCCUGUCUUCCACUGCCUCCCGCAGUUUGGUCAAACUCAUGCUGGUAGCUUCGAGAACACUGUCCCACCAUCUCAUCCUCUGUCGUCCCCUUCUCCUUGUGCCCUCCAUCUUUCCCAGCAUCAGGGUCUUUUCUAUGACCUAUGAGUUAUAUGACCUAUAGCUAUGAGCUAUGCUCAUAGUGGAGAGUUUUGACCGAACGUGAUCCACCUGGAGCAGGAACCGGCAAGCCACUCCAGUAUCCCUGCCAAGAAAACUCCAUGGACAAGGACAGAGAAAUAGUCUUAUGUAUUUUAAAGAUAGUUCCCGGAUUAUGUCUGGGCCAGCCUUAUAUCUUAGCACAUGAAUAAAAACCAUUUAAAACAACAGUGAAGGAUUAAAAUACAGUACUUUCAAAGCUACUCAUGUUUCUCAUUUAAAACUGAGACCCAGCAAUGGAGAAUAACUCUGGCUGGGGAGGGCGGGGUAUAAAUAAAAAAAUAUUAUUAUUAUUAUUAUUAUUAUUAUUAAAUGUCCAACCCGAUUUAAAUAAUUCUUCUACCUCAUCUUCUGAAGACCUUUUGGAAUAAGACAGUUACACACACCAAGGCAGGAUGGAACCCAUCAGGGGACGAGGAUGGAAUUGGUUGCCAGCUGGUUCCCAGUUCCUCAUUCUUAGGAAAGGUCCAAGCGGAACUCAACAAGAACAGCCAAUAAUCUUUAUUUUAUUUAGUAAUUUAUUAAAUUUGUAUUCCACCCUUCAUUGGUAGAUCUCAGGGCGGUUCACAACAUAAAAAUACAAAAUAAAAACACAAAAUAUGUAGUAGAAAAAAGAGCAAACACACACAGAGACUAACAAACCCCUUCCUUCAUCUUUGGCUACGUCACAUAUUUCCAUAACGGGAGGUGGGACUCUUGUCAAGGCCACACCAGCUUUCAAGAUGCUCUAAGGAGGGGUGUUCUGAACAUGAGACUGUUGACAGGCUGGGCUCCACAGGGGGGGCUCGGUGACCUCCUGGCCCCUCAGCCACCUGCAGCAGAGGAGCAGGAGCCACCUCAGGAGCCAGCGAAUCUAAGCUUCUCCACCUGUCCCCAGGCCUUCCUCAGGUCUGCUCCAUCUCCUCCUCCUGUCGAAAACCUCGGAUUUCCAUGUGCAAAACUGUCCCCUCCCGCUGCUUCCAGGACCGGGCAGCCUCCUUGGGGGGCCAGGAGACGAAGCUGGCAGGAGGAACGACUCAGCUAAGGGCAGCUUCCCAGCCCUUUGGCAGAAAUCUAUUUCCGUUACUUCGGGGUCAGAGGAGCGGAAGAGGCUGGUAUCUUCCCAGGACUUGCAGGUGUUUCUGCCCUUUAGAUGGGGGCCCCGAGGUGUGUGUGUGGGGGGGUAUAAACCAACUAACUAAAAAUAAGUAUGGAUUGGGUCCACAGUCGGAGGCCGGACGUGCUUUUGAAUGGCUGGGAAGCGCAGGCGAGGAGAGUUCGGCUGCUGCUGCGCUCAGGCCCCGCUUUGGGGCCUCAGUCUGGCCACUGGGCGAGCAGAGAAGUGGGAGAGAAUCCUAGAGUCGGAAGGGAUCCCCAAGGGUCAUCUAGUCCAACCCCCAGCAAUGCAGGAAUCACAGCUAAGGCAGAGAAGGUCGGAGCUGGCCUUGCGCCUUGUUCUCCGCAGGUGCUGUCUGCAAGCAUCGGAUCCUGGGCUGCGGCUGAACCCAGCUUGAAGGAGCCCAUCUCAUUCUCCCUCCCCUGCCUCGCACCCGCAGCUGAUUUGCCGACACGGACGUAGUGUCUGCUCACACGUGUGUGUUGACUCCUAGGCACCUCGCAGCCUUUGAGGCCUCAUUUGGCUAGAAGUGGAGAGCGGUGGGGAGGAGCCACUCCAAGCCCCGUUUGCCCCUUCCCAGCGUGACCCUCCCGGCAGAUGGUGCGAGAGGGGGCGUCCCGGAGCUCCCAUUUGCUCCCCCGCCAGCGCGCAGCUCCGAGCACCCGGCGGGGCAGCCGUGCAGCUGCGGCGCAUUUCCGCACAGGCCUCCUCCCUCGGUGCCAACGGCGCCCCCCCCCCGCUCAUCUAUUAUUUAGCGGCUCCAUUUCAAUAAUGCAGAUCUGGCGGGUGUAAUUCAAUUAUGUCCCUGAGCCGGGGGGGCUCGGGGGGAGGGCUCGGGAGGGCCGCGCCUGUUUUCGGAUGGAAAUUGCUUCCAAAUGAAUUUCCCUUUAAUAAGGGGAAUGGCUGGGCGCAAAAUUAAGCUGUCAAUAAGACGGCGAGGGAACAGCAGGCUUCGGCAAAGACAGCCGCUUUCACGCCUUCCGAGGCUGCGGAGAGGCCAGCGGGGUCAGCGGAGACGAGCGGCGGCUUUGAUCCCGGCUCCUCCGCAGCGCGGCGGGGAAUUCCCACCGGCGGCUCUGGGACAGCCCAGCGCAGCCCCCCGCCUCCCCCUCCGCCGGGCCAGGAGCCGAAGGGGCUCUCCACUCUGCGCCAGCUAGAUAGCAAGGAAUGCAGGAAGGAUACUGAAUCAGACCAUCAGUCCAUUUAGCCCCGUAAUGUCUGCACUGACUGGCAGCAAAGCAGGCGACACUUGCCCGCCUCUCGUGGCCCAGAGCCUCCCGCAGCUCAGCCCUUGAGGUUAGGCUCAGGCGGAUAGCAUCUGUGCCCGGGGCGCAGCAGGCCCGGGACCGGCAUUCCCUCUCCCGGGCGCAGCGGCGAUUCUGGGCUCCGGCUCUCACGUCAGCACAGCCCCUCCUAGCAGCGGAAGGCCCGUGACCCAGGCCCACCACUCGGGGGUUUGCAUCAACCCGCUCCCACAGGAGGCAGUGAUGGCCAGCGCCGUGGAUGGCUUUAAGAGAGGACUCUAUAGAUUCCUGGAGGUUGUCCACGGCCAGGAAAGCUGUGCGCUCUACCUUCACAGCUGGAGACAACGGUGCUUCUGAAAGCCUGUUGCUGGGAACCGCAGGAGCUGCGAGGGCUCUUGUGCGCAAAUCCUGCGUGCUGGUUUUUCAUAAUGGGCAUCUGGUUGGCCACUGUGAGAACAGGCCCCCUUUGGCCUGAUCCAGCAGCUUCUUCCUUUGUUAAUUGCCUUUGCUGUUCCAGACAGAGGCCCCCCUUUGUUCUGCUGCCCGGCUGGAUAGAUCUUGCGACCGCAGCGCAGCCAUAUCAUCCCGCAGGCCGCUGACAUCAAGCCGGGGAGGCCAGCUCACCUCUUUCUGCGGGGCGGGCUGGCUGCUUGCGGGGGCUCUGCGAAUAGGGUACGAACUGGAGCAAUGUACAGUGGUACCUCGGGUUAAAUACUUAAUUCGUUCCGGAGGUCCGUCCUUAACCUGAAACUGUUCUUAACCUGAAGCACCACUUUAGCUAAUGGGGCCUCCCGCUGCUGCCACGCCGCAGGAGCACGAUUUCUGUUCUCAUCCUGAAGCCAAGUUCUUAACCUGAAGCACUAUUUCUGGGUUAGCGGAGUCUGUAACCCGAGGUACCACUGUAUUUUAUUUCCUUCCCGCGCUCUUGCCCACGCCCUGCUUGGUGGAACUGGGGGGCGGAGUCUUGCCCCCACCCCGCGCCCGACAGCCGCACCCAAACCCCAAACCCCUUGGCUUCUCGUCAGUUUUAUUUGUGAUGCGCAACUGAGUGUUUGACUCGCUUUUUAUUCGCCCUUAAUUUUGUUGAACGAUGUUUGCACUUUUAUUGUUCUAAUGCAUUUUCUUUUUUGACAGUUGGCUAGUCAAUAUCCUCCUCCUUUUGCAGAAGGGGAGCGAAGACAUAAAGGGGUUCCCUGACACCCCCCAAAAAAAUUUACGGCGGAACAAGGCAGGACCUGAAUUCACUUGGCACCAGGAAGGGCUUGGAAGAGUCUAAGAAGCAGGCAGGCGGCCGACCCGAGGGGACUUUGCCUAAGAGGGUGGGUGGUAGUCACGAGGUUUGUUGUCCUCGUUAAACUGGGGCGGGGUCUCUGGGGUAGGUCGGCUGCUUCCCCCCUUCCCUUCCAGACCCAGUCGCGGCUUCUUGUUCUGCCCACGCUUGGCGCGCGCAAAGGUCCCCUGAGGAGCUCAGUGCUUAUACAGCCAACGUCCAGGCGUCCUAAAUUAUUGUGAAAAGACAGGACCCGAUCCACCGCGACUGCUGCUAGACAAGCCCCGUUGAAAGGAAUGGGGUCGUGUACCAAUAGGUCCCGCCCCCCAAUUCCAGGGCUGCAUCUUUCUGGAUCGGUCGGUCCCCGGAGUGGAUCCAAACCAGUGCGAGGCCAACCGCUUGGAAGAUUCAGUUUCUCCUUACAGAAACCUUUUGCUUCCUCGAGAACCCAGAAGAGGUGAAGCCGGGUCAGUUCAGCCGUGGCAGACGCCUCGCCGGCCUUCGCGAGCAACGGUGGAGCCCGAGGGGUGAUCCUGAGAGAAGCCAGGCCGCCCCUCAUAAAAGUGGCUUAUAAACUCAACACCUUGAACUGCGUCCAGGAACAGGCCGCCCAGCAAAAGCGGGGAGGGAAGUCCUUGGGUGCGGAGAUGCUCCUGCUUCGAGGGCGGUAGCAGCGCGGGAUUGCGCGCUCCC
Molecule: messenger RNA, 17746 nt
Organism: Podarcis lilfordi (Lilford's wall lizard)
Lineage: Eukaryota; Metazoa; Chordata; Lepidosauria; Squamata; Lacertidae
Source: the annotation of a GenBank genome assembly